AUGAAUGAAGACGGGCUGCUGCUUGCAAAUUGGGCAUUACCCUCGAUGAAAGAAUGGCAGGAUGAAAUCCAAGCCAAUAACAAUGGGAGUCAGCCAGCCGAAACCGGUCAGCGAUGUUCUCAGAUAAUUUUCGAGACAUGGAUGAAGCGGAAGUGCCUUGAGCAACCGCUGAUUGAUUGUCGAUUUGGCUACGACUUCCAAUCUCUUGUAGAGAGCGACGGGGAAGUUACCGCAACUUUCACGGAUCAAGCCAAUGACACAAGAGUGAUUCGAAGUCGAUUUUUGGUGAGCUGCGAUGGAGGGCAGAGUCGAGUACGAAAGAGCGCGGGAGUCAAAAUGGUUGGAGGACAAAUGCUUGCGACAAUGCUCCUCGUCCAUUUCCGAUCCAGAGAGCUUGCGAAAUUGCGUCGUUUUGGUCGUUUUGGUCGUUUUGGCAUGCCUUUUCUCCUGACAGGAGAUACCUUCACCGCGCACUUAAUGCUGGACAACCCAAACAUCACGGCAACAACCUUAGACCCCCAAGAGGCUAUUUACCGGGUUUUAGCAGGGGCGGCAGGCAAAUAUCCCGUAAAGAUUGGCCAGAUCCUUGUCUGUAACAUAUGGCACCCUAACCUCGCUCUUGCGGAACACUACGCAUCUGACUCAGGAGCGGUUAUCUUAGCAGGAGAUGCCGCUCACAAGGAUCCACCGCACGGCGGGUACGGUAUGAGUUCUGGCGUCGAAGAUGCCCUUGCCUGGUAUCAGGAUAACCCAAAGCUUCUGACCGCUGGCACUCCCGCCGGCAUUGCGUUGCGGGAGAAGCUUUCUUCCUACAUUACCACAUCCGGUAGCGAGUAUCGAGAUCGAGGAAUAGAACUGGACUCUCGCUACAAGUCCGCUGCAAUAUCUUCUGACAAUACCGAGGAACCGCCAUAUGAUGUGAAAACUUACGUCUCUAGUACCAGACCCGGCCACCGAGCUCCUCAUGUCUUUCUCAAGGACGGUAAAACAAGUACUGUUGAUCUCAUUGCUGGCCAAUGGACCCUUGUUGACUUUGUGGACUCAUGUUCCGACAGCACCGCGGUGGACGGGUUUGUUCCCAUGGCACGAAAGCAAUUCGGCAUUCCCUUGAACCACGCUGUUCUGCGAUCCGAGCAAGCCGCUCAUAGCAUAUGGGGAACUAAUUUGGCGCUCUGCCGUCCAGACGGUCACGUUGCCUGGCGUGCCAAUACCAUGCCCGAAUCUGCCGAAGCGAGGAAAGAGAUUCUAGCAACCGUGACUGGAUACCAGAUUCAUGAGGAUUAUAACAAGCGAGAGAUGGACGAAGAUAGGGUACGCGCUAAAGUUGGGAUCGCUACCUCUUUUCAGACUGCUGUACUUGCGCACGACGACGACGACGAUGAUGAUAAAGGCGUCUGA
Molecule: messenger RNA, 1398 nt
Organism: Letharia columbiana
Lineage: Eukaryota; Fungi; Ascomycota; Lecanoromycetes; Lecanorales; Parmeliaceae
Exons: 7
Coding region: 1-1398 (465 amino acids)
Molecular function (GO): FAD binding
Source: RefSeq, a predicted model, not a curated record